Molecule: messenger RNA, 756 nt
Organism: Cladophialophora yegresii CBS 114405
Lineage: Eukaryota; Fungi; Ascomycota; Eurotiomycetes; Chaetothyriales; Herpotrichiellaceae
Exons: 1
Coding region: 1-756 (251 amino acids)
Source: RefSeq, a predicted model, not a curated record
AUGUCGAAAUUCAACAUCUUCAGAAGGAGUACGACCACCCUGACCUCUCCUGAGGAUCUGGAUGAACUCGCUCGGCUCGAUAUUGACGAGGCACUCUUUCCCCACGGCCGAGCGGACGAGUUUUCCCCUGCAGCAUUCAAGAAUCUUCAGCAAAACGCCGAGGGAACGAUACGCCGCUUACAACUGGCCUACCGGGAACAGCGUCAGUCGCUACGUGCCGUCAACUCGACGAAAAAUGUCCAGGCAGACGAGUUGGAGGCCGCGGAGACGAGAAACGAGCACCUGAAACUCCAACUGCAAGAAAUGGCUAAGCGAGCGGCAGACCAGGAGAAACUGGUUGCAGAGAUGAGGGCGCAGUUGCAGGUACAACGGUCAUCUCACGAGUCCCACCAGCAAAGCAUCAGGAUGGUUGCUCAGGAUCAAGCCGCUCACCCUCGUCCCAAGUACCGCCGCUAUCGCUCGUCCGACGCCUCCAUGUCAGGAGAAUCUGAGGCUGGCUCAGAAGUGAGUUCAGUGGUCAGCGUCUUCUCAGAGCAGUUGUCGAUAGCACCAUCGCAUGCAACGUCACUGGAAUCUUCUGAUACCGCUGCGAGAGUGGAUUGCCCGACAUGUCACGGCAUGAGACCGUCGGACGCCUGGGAUGUGGUCGGAGUGAUGAAGAUAGAGUCAGCGGCCUUGAAGCAACGGAUCGCUGUACUGGAAAGCGCACAGGACGACGCUAUGGAUCUCAUCAACGGGCUGAAGUUAUCGUUAUGA